AUGUUGGCCCUCAUGGCUGCCGGCUCCGUCUUCUUCCCGGGACUCUUCCUGCUGACCAAACAGACUCUGAAACAUAUUAUGGGAUGGAGGGAGGGGGACGCUGCCAUGGUAUCCACACGUCUGGUGUCCUCCGUCCAGGCCCUGAUGGCGUCCUCGGCCGGAUGGAUCAUCGCCUCGUCCUGCAGGGACAUCGUGGAGGACAGUCACUGGCUGACCGACACCUACAUCCUGUUCGCCACGCCGUACUUUGCCUACGACAUCUACGCCAUGUUCCUGUGCUACCGGCACAAGCUGCAGGUCAAAGGUCACGAGGAGGGGGGGGCUGCUGUGGCUGGGUACCUGCGCAGAGAGAAGCUCAUGGUGCUGCAUCACGUCUUCAUGGUGGCCUUCUGCUUCCCUGCAUCGCUGCUGUGGCGGCAGGGGAAAGGUGAUUUCUUCCAGGGAGUUUUGUUUCUGGCGGAACUCAGCACACCGUGCGUCUGUCUGGCCAAAGUCCUGAUCCAGUACAAGCAGCAGCACACUCUGCUGCACAAGGCCAACGGCGUCCUGAUGCUGCUCACCUUCUUCAGCUGUCGCGUGUUACUCUUCCCGUACCUGUACUACGCCUACAGCAGGUAUGCAUCUAUCUCGGUGUAUGCCGUGCCCCUGGUGGCCCCGUGGCAGUGUAACCUGGGGGCCGGUCUGCUGUGGCCCUUGCAGCUCUACUGGUUCACGCUGAUCUGCAGAGGAGCUCUGCGUCCGUCCGUCCCGGGAGGAAGCUCAACGCCGGCGUUUAAAGACGAGCGCGGCGGCUGCCUGACCACGAGGAACUGCUGCAGGUCUCAUCAGGAGGACGGACACUGA
This is a messenger RNA of Perca flavescens (yellow perch), 843 nucleotides long. RefSeq names its product protein FAM57B-like. The record is from RefSeq and is a predicted model, not a curated record. Gene Ontology annotation, cellular component: endoplasmic reticulum; membrane. Lineage: Eukaryota; Metazoa; Chordata; Actinopteri; Perciformes; Percidae. Bases 1 to 843 code for a protein of 280 amino acids. The transcript has 6 exons. Gene Ontology annotation, molecular function: sphingosine N-acyltransferase activity. Gene Ontology annotation, biological process: lipid homeostasis; ceramide biosynthetic process.